UGUGAACUACAUGUAGCACUUUAUUAAAUGUAUUAUAUUUUAUGAGUUAUUACAAUGAAUACAUUAUGUAUAUCUUAAAUGUUUACUUGAAUUUUGAUUGAGUUAAUCUAGAUUAUAGGGACAAAUGGACAGACAUAUCUGGACUGACGAAGAGACAGAAGCAUUUGUCGGUUUUAUGGAGGAGCUUGUCAUUGAAGGAAGAAGAGCUGAUGCGGGUCAGUUUAGACCUGGUUCAUUUGAAAAGCUUACGACAAAAAUGAAUGAGAAAUUUCCAGGUGGUAGUUUUCAAAUAAGCCAUUGCAAGAAUAAAGUUAAAAGGCUAAAAGAGAAGUAUCAAUUUGCAGCUGACAUGGCAGCCUGUAGCGAUUUUGGAUGGGAUGAUGUGAAGCAAUGUGUGGUUGUGGAUAACAAAGAGAUCCUAGCUGCAUAUUUGAAGAAACAAGGACAAAGGUUGUAUACUCCAGGAAAGCCCUUUCCUCUGUAUCCGCGUUUGGAGAAAAUAUUUUGCAAAGAAAGAGCAAGUGGAGUGGAUGCUGUAAGUGGCAAUGACGUUGAAGAAGAAGUCCAAAAAGAUGGAGAUGAAGAAAUGGAUGACGAAUAA
Molecule: messenger RNA, 601 nt
Organism: Arachis ipaensis
Lineage: Eukaryota; Viridiplantae; Streptophyta; Magnoliopsida; Fabales; Fabaceae
Source: RefSeq, a predicted model, not a curated record